This is a messenger RNA of Lactuca saligna, 324 nucleotides long. The record is from the annotation of a GenBank genome assembly. Lineage: Eukaryota; Viridiplantae; Streptophyta; Magnoliopsida; Asterales; Asteraceae.
AUGGCUUCUACGAAACAAGGGGGAGAUGAGGAAGAAAAGUUAAAGAAUAAGAUUGAUCAGAAGGAUAAUGAAGCUUCUAGUUCAAGAAAAGAUAAAGGCAAAUGUAUUUUUGAAGAAGACAACAAUGAUAAUCCGAUGAUGUCUGAAUCGGAAAGGAUUGCUAUGGAGAAAAAAGGCAAAGAGCUUGACGAACUCAAUGCUCUUCGGAAGAAAUUCGAGGCAGAGGAAGCUGAAGCCAAGAAUGCAAAUCUAAUGGCUAAUUCUAUACAUUCGCAGAUGGUUGGGGGAAAAUCACAAAUAAGCUUAAUCCAUCUACGAUUUUGA